This is a messenger RNA of Hypoxylon trugodes, 2529 nucleotides long. RefSeq lists its product as uncharacterized. The record is from RefSeq and is a predicted model, not a curated record. Lineage: Eukaryota; Fungi; Ascomycota; Sordariomycetes; Xylariales; Hypoxylaceae. Bases 1 to 2529 code for a protein of 842 amino acids. The transcript is spliced from 2 exons.
AUGGCCAUGGCCUCUCAAGGCAUGGAAUUGGCGACCAGGAGUAUUGACCUCCUCACUGCUUUGGGGAAUACGGCCAAUAGCCCAGACUCCAUUCAAGCUCGAGGCCUAGUGAUUCCUAACGAAAAUUGCUUCGCUUUUUACCAAGCCAUUCUAACCAGUUCUCCACCGAAACCAGUUGCGAUAUUCCUUAUUCAAAGUUCGGGUUCGCUUGGGCGACUUAUGGCUGGCGAUCUUCACCUCCGUUGGUUAACUUCAACUGUGUCUGGCCUAUUCCAGUAUCACUCCGAGCAGUUUAUUUUUGAUACGAUUUGUGCUUUCAUUUUCCAAGCGCGUCGACCAGCUAACAAGGAGUCCCUGUCGAAACGCCAACUUGACUUUAAUGCUGAUAGAGUGAAGAUACAACCAGUUCUUGAUAAGAUCAUAUCAAGUAUAUGGUUUUAUAUUGUGAACUCAGGGAUAAUUAAGUCUGGAAUUGGGAAUAUGCUACCCCUCCCAGAAGAGCUAGAGAGCAUUUGCACCAAAGGACAUCAUCUACAGAGCCAUAAAUUGGGCACAGUGCUGGCCCAAUUGCAAAGGUGCAAAGGGGAGCUACUUAUUGACAGCAAGUUUCUGAUUAAGAAUCUUACUUCGUGGCUUAUUUACCAUUUCACUGGCUACAUUCGCAUCGUGGUGAAAGGAAAGGUUAUAUAUAGCCAGAACUCCGGAGAGUCGGAUAACGAGAAACGAAUUGAAAUUCGCAUUUGGGACUCGUGCCUUUCGGAUGGUGAAUGUACUACCGAAGCAAACACUACGAUGGAUGAACUUAACAUUUACACGCUCGUAGCUGGCGACCUUCAAUUACUUUUUCGACUUGAUUGCGUGGACAGUUCUUUGCACGAAACAGAACCACGGAUUAGAUCGAAACUGUACCACACGUCUAUUACUUAUCCUAGUAUAGUAACAGGGCGUGGAAGCAUAAAGAAUUUAAUUAGGUGUGCAGCGGUACAAAUCGUAUCAUGGCUGCUUAAGCUACCAGUUCUCAGAUACCUAGAACUUCAAGACCUCGUGUUUGAGGUGGAUGCCAGACAAGCAAAUACAACAUCGGAAAAGAACACUAGAUUAGCCAACCUCCUUACUAGGCUACCAUCAAUUCUUAACCAGGGGUGGCCCGAAGAUUCUAUUUCCACCUUUAUUUAUGCGAGACCGGUUGCGGACGAUACGGAUGAUAAGAGCUCUACGGACAGUGAGGAGGAACUUGGUGACACCACAAAGGUCCCGUACAUGAAAUGGGUUAAAAGCGUCGAGGAGCCUAUGUUGAAGACCGUUAUCGAAUACUACCCGAUCAUAAGAGAUAAUUUGAGGGAAGUCCGAAAAAGUUGCUAUUGUUGGGCAUGCCGUCAUAGGAUUACUACCAAAGGGCUAUCUAUAUUUCGUGGUUGCCUGCUCCAUAAAGCAUUCAUGGAGAUUAUGCAACUAAUCGCCCACGCUAUCGCCGAUAGUUUUGGUUGUGAUGAUAUAUCAGCCGUGUCCCACAUCAAACUGGACGAUCUUGGCGUUCUCAAUGUUCUCGGGAAUAUUUCCGAGGGACAGCUGCGAUGGAAUGACUGGUUCACCGUGGUAGCUCGUACUUAUCUGGGAUGUCCUCCGUUGACAACGAUGAAAUCUGGAAGAUCGACUCUUAUGGACCAACUACCUCAGGUAAAAGGCCUACCAAUCUCAUACGCGCCGACCGUCCUUGCUGUUCAAUAUGGUGGGCUCGCUAUCGUUGCCCCUUGGAUUGACAUGACGAUCGACGCGUAUCAGUGCAAACCAUUCGCGAUGGAAGCUGUGGUUGGGAGAACAACUAUUUCGAAUGAAGAUACUAAACAGUUUAGAACACAAGGCGUCGAAGGUGACUUUGCCGUUAUUGAAGCCCGCGAUGCGGAAUUACUCGACCAUGUUUUAGACAAGUUAACGGAAGGAGCACAACUACCUACUGAAGCGACUAUACAAAAAGAUGACACAGCGAUAGAUAUUGAUGUGAUACUGGCGAACAGCGGACCGAGUCGUUAUCAACUUUGGCUUCGAGUUUCUACAGCAGCCCAAUCCCGUCUAAUUGACCCAAACAGUGCUAUGAGAAGCGCAUGUCGGUUAGAUACCAGAGUUAAAUGUCCUCACAAUACAGAUUAUUCAAACGAAACGCAAAGGCGUGUGCGAGGCCUAGUACGCACCUACAGUUUCAACGACAUAUUAAGUCUAUGGAGCGAGGCUAUGGGACAAGAAAAGACACCCGCUCACGAAAUUCCUAUCAUAACAGUGUCGCCUUUAUGCGAUUCAUAUCUUAAACUUAACGUCGUGCUUUCGUUUAGUAGCCACCUCCCCUUGAUAUUGAGCUCCGAAACGGCUUGCCUAUCGUGUAUUGUGGAGCAGGCACAGAACUUUGGGCGAGACGAGGAAUCGGAUUUCCUCGUAAACGGGUUUGUUAUUGUCGCUUCUAACGAAAUGAAUCAUACGGACUGGUCUAUGGUUUCUCCUCAGAUUCAUGGCGCGAAGACAAUUAUGGACGCUUGA